Messenger RNA from Dryobates pubescens (Downy woodpecker), 2225 nucleotides. RefSeq names its product growth hormone inducible transmembrane protein (gene GHITM). The record is from RefSeq and is a predicted model, not a curated record. Bases 103 to 1143 code for a protein of 346 amino acids. The transcript is spliced from 9 exons. NCBI's taxonomy places the organism in Eukaryota, Metazoa, Chordata, Aves, Piciformes, Picidae. Gene Ontology annotation, cellular component: mitochondrial inner membrane.
CUGGUCUCGAGGGAGUUUUGGGGCUUACGCGUGCGGUGGCGGAGCAGGAGCGGUUGGGCUGAGCAGCCGGAGGACAAGCAGGAACACAUUAUCUAAGCAACCAUGCUGGCUGCUAGGCUAGUAUGCCUCAGGGCAUUAUCGUGCCAGACUAUCCGUCCCACCAUUAGUCAGGCUUCUCCUGCUUUGAGGAACUCCAAUAUAAAAGCGUACAGGCUGUGGCAGCCAAACCAGUGUUAUGCCACCAGAGUAAGAACAGGUGUACGUCAUGGAAAGCUUGGCCAGGAAAUCAAAGAAGCAGCAUUUGAGCCAUCUGCAGAGACAGCACUUAAAGCUGAUCGCCUGGGAAAAUUUAUUGUUGCUGGAGGUGCUGCUGUUGGCCUGGGUGCUCUCUGUUACUAUGGAUUGGGCAUGUCCAGUGAGAUUGGAGCUAUUGAAAGAGCUGUUAUUUGGCCACAGUAUGUGAAGGACAGGAUCCACACUACUUACAUGUACUUCGCUGGAAGCAUUGGCUUGACAGCACUCUCUGCUGUGGCAGUAAGCAGAUCUCCAGCACUCAUGAGUCUUAUGACCAAAGGCUCCUGGCUGGCAAUAGGUGCAACUUUUGCAGCUAUGAUUGGUGCUGGCAUGUUGGUCAGGUCCAUAUCCUAUGAAAAUAGUCCAGCAGCUAAACAUCUGGCUUGGAUGAUGCAUUCAGGUGUCAUGGGUGCAGUGGUGGCUCCUCUAACCUUCUUGGGUGGUCCUUUGCUGGUCAGAGCUGCUUGGUAUACUGCUGGAAUCGUUGGAGGGCUCUCAACUGUUGCCAUGUGUGCUCCAAGUGAAAAAUUUCUGAACAUGGGAGGACCGCUUGGAAUAGGCUUAGGCUUUGUUUUUGCUUCUUCAAUUGGAUCCAUGUUCUUGCCUCCUACUUCUGCCUUUGGUGCUGGCUUGUAUUCAGUAGCUGUUUAUGGUGGAUUGGUCCUUUUUGGCAUGUUCCUGCUCUACGAUACCCAGCAUGUUAUCAAGCGUGCAGAAACUAUUCCAUAUUACGGAGUAACAAAAUAUGAUCCAAUCAAUGCGUGCAUGGGCAUCUACACAGAUACACUGAACAUCUUCAUUCGAGUGGCCACCAUGCUUGCAGGCGGUGGAGGUGUCAAGAGAAAGUAAACUGAGACUUGUCUUUGCCACUAUGGCAGCCCACCUAGUGCACAUAAUAAAUAAAAAUUCAUGGCUUCAAGCAGUUUUGCUGCAAGUCAGAAGAUUAAAGCAUUUCAGAGUAUUGUUUCAGUGCAAUGUGAUCCAGAGUCAAUAUUUUCCAGCCCUGUGUUUAAAAUGCUUCUAAUUGUACAUUAUUUUGGGAAAGGAAAUAUUUUUUAAUAUAUGAGUAAAAUAAUGUAUCUGCUUUUCAAUGGGUUUGACAGCAGUUCAACUCUAUUUUUUUACUGUUCCUGCAUAGCAAAGGAAGUAAGUUGUAAACCGUUAUCCCAUAUGCAGAUGGAGACACAAGCUACUUCAUUGAAUGCUGUUGAGAUGCAUCAGAUUCAAUUAAGAUUGCAAAAAUUGUAUUUUAGUGAGACAAAGAAGAACUGAAGAAAUUGGGGUACAGCACUAAAUGCAGUAAUGACUCCUGUCUGGGCAGAAGUUUCAGAAAGGUUUAAGCAGUUGUCAGAAAUGCAUUGGGUUUGACAGGUGAAGGAGACAAGGUGAGGAAACUGCAGCAUUCAGGAGUACAUGUGAGAACUCCUUACUUAAAUGCUGACUGGAUAUAAUAGCUGUGUUCUGAUAAUAGAUUUAUCAAGCUGUUGAAUAGCAAGAGGCAUGUCUUUUUUUCCCCAUGAAUAAAUUCCAGUAUUGUGGAUGAAACUGCAUCCUUCAGAAGAGCUGCUAGUGCUUAUCUGUAGCAAGCCUGUACAUAUGGCACAGAAAGAAGGAACUGAGGAUGACUUGCUGUAAAUCCAAAUAUAAAUUUACCAUGCUGUUUUAUGCUUUAAUCUUUCUAGCUUUUCUCCAAAUUAGUGUGUUUAGCUCAGUCUAAAAGAAAUAUUCCCUGUCAGUGGAAGUAAUUUAAGAUUAAGAAAUUAAUAUUCAACAAGCUUUAUUGCUGUAAGCUCAAAUAAGAGGUGAGUUCUUGGGCACAAGAAAGUUUUGAGCUAAUAUCAACAAUUCAGCAUAUUUACCAGAAGUCAAGUCUAUGUUUAUGUAUUGGCUUAUGGAACAAUAAAAUUCUAGUCUCACAAGUUGACUGUUCU